AUGUCAAUCCCAAGGCCAAAAGAACUCUUCCUAGCGUCGUCUUUACGUGAUGGUCUGGAAGACAAUAACAUCAAUCAAGUCACUACACUUCUGGAGCAUAAGGAAGCCGAUCCCAACAUCCUCCUUCCGAUGCACGGCAUCUCCCCGUUUCACCUAGUUAUCGGUAAUGAGUCAGAAAGCUUCGCAGAAGACGUCACUCGUCUCUUCCUGCGUCAUGGAGGAGAUCCCAACGUCAGGUCUGUGGAUGGAAUGACUCCAGUACACGUUGCAGCCGCCUGGGGAAGGGUUAAGGUAUUGGAACUGCUGCUAGCCAAUGGAGGGGACCCUUUGGCCCUUGACGACGAUGGUCGCAGUCCCUUUCACUACGCCUUUGAUGGUUGCUAUUACGAAGCUAUUGGUUUGUUGGGGCAGUAUUACACAAAACGUCAGGAAGAUGAAGAAGACUCCACGGUAUCAGACGAACCACUAAUUCAGGUGAAAUUGGAGAAGAUCCUUGUCAAUAAGGGAGAUGUAGUAGCUGAAUACGUCCCCUCGGAAAUCGAUUUAACUAGAGAUUCGAUGUCCUCGAGUACAAGUGGAGAGACAACUGGUGAAAAAACAGCUUCAGAGAGUCGAGAGUCUUCAACCUCCCCUGAGGAUCCGCCAUCCGUACGCAGCAGCAACAUAACACUCAGAAGGCAUCAAAUCUGCAAAAAUAAAAACUUGUCCUCUAUGCUGGGGCAGAAUGUACUGAUACUCGACAAGGAAAGAAGUGCUGCUGAGGAAAAGAUCCUCAUUGGAGAGAUCAUUCACAGACUCUCUGAUUCAUUCACAAAAAGUGAAAAUGAGAAUUUUAGUUUGCAGGAGAUGGAAAGGGCCAGGAAUGGAAGACAAAAGAAGUUCGGCAGUCUUCUGCCGAAACCCAAGUACUUCAAGAAGGAUCUGGCAACGCCAAAGAAGGAGAGGACUUUGCCAGUCCAUUUGGAUCACUCUAUCAUCAGCACUUCUCCCAAUUUUCGGAUUGGGCGUCAGAAGAGGGAGGAUACCACUCCUGUUCGGGAGGAAACAACCAGGUACAAGAGUAAUUACACUCCCAAGAGGUUUAAGAGUCCUUCGGACAGGAUAACGGUUACUCCUCAGGUCAAAAGUGCUAGUUCAACUCCUAAGAAACAAACACCAGUUUCAAGAAGGGUACGAGUUGGCCAAAAAUUGAAUGGAAAGACUGACAAAACUCCUCUAAACAAGACUUAUAGGAAGGAUAAUGUAUUAGACCUCUCACCGAACGUUGAGAAAAAUUUGAAAAUGGUUAACAGGAGAUUAUUGUCCAGUGAAUUUGCCAAGAAACUGGAGAAAUCUUUUGACGAUGAGGUUGAAACCAAGGUUGAGGAUUUGAAGAUGAAGCAUUACAAUGAAAUGAAUAACGCAAAAUCUUUGAAUGUUCCUUCCGUUAAUUAUAAUGUUGUACCAGAACAGGGAGUCCGAAAUGAGGGGGUUGGCAAAUUGUGCAAUAGUCCUUUCAGAAAACUGAAUGAUAAGGAUCACAAGACAGGAGUUAAAUCACCAGUGACUCCUAGGAAAAAAAUGAAAAAUGUGAACAUUCCCAUAAAGAUUGAGGGGAAGAAGUUUUUCUUUGAAAGUCCAGGGUCGUCGAACCCGAGGUCACUGACCUCUUCGCCCAAGAGGGAGUCCACGGGAGAGGAGAUAAGACUUUUGAACGAAAUUGAUGAUAUUUAUCGGGAAAAAGGGAAAACACCUCUUGCUUCGGUAUCGAUACUAACUAAUAAUUCGUUGGAUGAUGAGAAAAAUACCGACUCGGAGGAUAUUUCAUUGACAAUGGAUGCUACGGUCUCUCCAGAGAGGGUAAAAUCUUCUGGGGUGAAUUCUCAAGAUGGGACGAGAAAUUCGGACGAUUUUGAUGUCUUCAAAACGCCAUUAAGAUCCACGAUAAGCUCCAGAUGUAGCGUUGAGUCUUUCUUCAGUGUGGACGAGGAAUAUGCUUAUCUAGAUCCUACUAAAAAUGUCGCCUUCCUCGAACGCCGAUUGUGUGUGCUACCACCUAGCAAAGUCGAGACGAUGAAUCACGCCGUACAUGAAUCCACGUGGAUCGACAUGCUCGAACGGAUGUCCCUGGAAUCAAUGUCAAGUGUUCCCGCUUCGAGUGAUCGCAAUAGUAUAAUAUCAGUCGAUCACCACUCUCUUAGACAACGUCUGCAAGUCCUUGGAGAAGCUCCAGGGCCAAUAACGGACACAACUUUCAAUGUUUAUUUGAAACGUCUUCGGAAAUUGGAAAAAACCAUCAAAUCGAGGCAAAAAGAAUUGGCCCCGGAUAAUAAUGAGCCUCCGGCCCACCUGAUCUAUCCAAAAAAUAUUUCGAAGGAUCUUUUGUCAACGGAUUGGACGGUAGAUCCUGAAAAGUAUAAAGAAAUUGAGCACGAAGCCUUCAAAGAGUACAAGAGUCCCUCGGCACACAGGAAUUAUCGAGGAGGAGUUGCUAAAGUAUCUUUUAAUUAUCUCUUGUUAGAUCCUAGAAUUACUAACGAUCUGCCAAGGACUGGAGGCUCUUUAUCAACGUCAGAACGUUGGAAAUUUUUCCUUGAGGCAAUAUUUUACAUUGGAAAAGGAAAAUCUGCGAGACCUGCUGCUCAUCUUUACGAGGCAUUUGAUUUGUGGACAGGGAAAAAAAAGAAUGAUCAACCUAAUGAUAAACUGAAGAGGAUUAUGGAAAUCUGGAAGAGUGGCAAGGGAGUUGUUUCUCUUCAGGUUUUUUCAAAUUCAAUGCAGGAGGAGGCCUUCACCAGGGAAGCUGCAAUGAUUGACGCCCUUGGCCCGGCUAAUUUAAGUAACUGUUUGAGAGGGCAGUAUUAUGGAGUUGUUUCUACUAUGAAUAUGGCCGAGAAAAGACUGUUGGGCAAAUUUUUGCUGUAUAAUGCAAUGCAGAUUUUUAUGUAUGAGGGGGAACGACAGCUAUUCCCCAGGAAUGUUGAAUGAAUUUAUGUGCAUAUAGAUAGAUCUAUUUUUUGUACAGUAGAUUGAAUGACGCCAGAUCUUACAAUUCGGAGAUCCACGAUUAUGGUUAAAGACGAGCUUUAAGAGAAUUCGUGGGAGACAAUUUUUCGAAAUUGUAUAUAUAUCUGUAGGAGUGCGAGAAAUGUUAAAUCGUACUAAACUGUUGUAUUAUUUUUACUUUAAUUAAAUUCAAUGAAUUAUCUUUUUACUUCGGAUUUUCUAAAUGAUCCAAAUGAUUAGUACAAACAGUUACGAAAAACAAGAUUGAUUCACUGACGACUGAUCUCAAGGACAAUAAAGAAGAAUAAUUUGAGAGAAAUUACGUAAAAUAAAUUCACUUGCUCUUGUAUUUAGUUAAUUUUGAAAGAAAAUAAUCUUGUUAAUGUUUAUUCAUUUUCCCAACGAAGUGUACACUUGAUCACCUUAAAUCUUAAUGUCUUGAAUAACUUUAUCCCCAUCACUUCACAAAUAAGGUCGAUCAGGCUUAGUUUUCCUGGCUCUCUUGUCCCUAGCUCUGGGGAACCAGAUGUGCUUAGUGGUGUAAGUCAGUUUUGCCAUCUCAUCGGCAACAACCACAUCUUUCUUCGGAGGACUCCACACUUUGUAAGCCUCUUCCUCUGUGAUCUUCAGCACUGAAUAUGGGGCUGGCUUGACCUGUGGCAGAGGUUUUGAGCAUUCGUAAGGAAAUUUGGCCUCCGGGUGCCAGCAGACUGCCAUGUUAUCCAUAAAAAACACGAGCUCUUUGGGGUUGCUGCUGUAGUUGACCCUCGUACUCCAAAAAGUACGGAGUGAUUGCAGUAAAAAAUUCUUGGGGAACAUCUAUGAAUAGAUAAUCAUAAUGCAACAAAACACAUAUCACUCGUUUAUGUUUCAAUUAUUUAAAAAAAUAA
This is a messenger RNA of Diachasmimorpha longicaudata, 3875 nucleotides long. RefSeq lists its product as uncharacterized. Gene Ontology annotation, molecular function: DNA endonuclease activity; protein binding. NCBI's taxonomy places the organism in Eukaryota, Metazoa, Arthropoda, Insecta, Hymenoptera, Braconidae. Gene Ontology annotation, biological process: resolution of meiotic recombination intermediates; double-strand break repair via homologous recombination. Gene Ontology annotation, cellular component: nucleoplasm; cytoplasm. The record is from RefSeq and is a predicted model, not a curated record. The transcript is spliced from 4 exons. Bases 1 to 2967 code for a protein of 988 amino acids.